AUGGAGAAUCCAAAUCUCAAGAAAGAGCUAACCAAAGUCCUCACUCCUCCUUUAAAUUGGUACAAAAAACCUGUUUUAAAAUAGCAUUCUAUUUGUAUUUUUUUAUUAAAUUAGGCCAAAACUAAUUUUAUAAAAAAUUAUUAUUUUCAUCUUUAUUUUUUUAAAAAAAUAUAAAUUGGCACGAUGAUUUAAAUUUUAAUCAUUUUUAUGAAGAAUUAAAUCAAAAUAUAUCGAUUCAGUGUAAAAAUGGCUUAAAUAAUAUUCUAAAUAUAUUUUUCGAUUAAUUUAGGUUUAUAAACAUUGGUAUUUCAUUGAUAAAAUUUUCCUAUUGAAAAAUAAUUUUGUUUCAAUUUAAAUGGGACAAAAUACAAAAAAGUACAAAUUGUACUAAUGUUUUAUUCCAAUUUAAAAGGGAUGAGUCAGUGAAUUCGAAAAAGCAAGGGAAUGGGAGUGGGAUGACCUCCGAAAAUGGCUCAAGAAAGUAAAAAAGCUUUUAGAAAAAUACCCAAAUGCUCAGAUCCCUGACAAGUAUACUCUCGCCAAGCGUUUAUCUCAAUGCUUAAACCCAGGCCUCCCACCUGGUCUUCAUUAUAUUACCAUAACCAUCUACCAAACCCUUCUUAAUGGUCGGGAUGAUAUGGACGACUUAGCAAUCUACUCAGGAGGGAUUUUGCCUUAUUUCCAAUACGCAUCUUUAGAAAACAAAGAAAAUGUUUUAAAUCUCAUCAGCUAUUACUUCGUGGAAAAAGGCUCAAAAAUCAGCUUUGCCCUGCCAGGCAUUGUAACAGCAAUUCUUCCUGGUCUAGAUGAAGAAGAAAGCAACCCAGAAAUAGAACAGAGGACUAUGGAAAUUUUUGACAGGUUCGCUGUGCUUGACAAAAUCGGGCUGUUUGGGGCUAUGUGGCAAGCUUUAUUAAGAAGUCCUCGAGUAAGAAGGCCUGCUUUGUUAUAUUUAUCCCGAAGAGUCCCAAGGACUGAAGAUUUAGGCCUUGAAGACUAUUUGCCUCAGAAAAAUUUAUUAGUGAACUCUUUAAUUGCAGCUAUAAAUGACGAGCAUACAGUAGUCCAAAGGGCAGCACUUGAGCUGUUGCUUUCUCAUUUCCCUAUAAAUAUUUCAGAAGAAAUAUUAAAUACUCACGAAAAAACAGUCCUAUUAGAAGCAGUGCUCAAAUUGUUAAGGCAGCAAGAUAUGUUUAUCAAUAAACUAAUAUGGCUCUGGUGCUUCCAAACUGACGAAAGCCCUAAGGAAGACAUUUUGGAAGAAAUUAAAGAGUAUUUGGUAGAAGCGUUGAAAAGCAUUUUUGGGAUACACCCGACGACUAAAGAAGAAAGCUUGCUGCCUAUGAAAAUUUUGGAGCCGCUAUUAGGACAUCAUGCGCUGGCACCUUAUUUGUUGAGAGAAAUUACUGUGACUAUGCUGACUUAUGUAGAAAACUAUAAAGAUGAUAAAGAUUAUGGCGGGGAGAUCUUGGAAGAGUGCUUAAGAUUGUUGAGAAAUGACCAGUGUGUGGAGAACGGGCUUUUGAUUUGGGAUGCUCUGAAUUACUCUCUUGAUGAACAUCUGCAUGGAGAUGCUUUAAAAGCGAUUGAAGUAAUCAAAUUUUGCUUGAAAUCAUUUCCUAUUGAAGUCUACGAAGUUACUCAUAUCAGGCCUUUGCUUGAAAACUUAUUGACAAAUAUGCACAACCUGUCUCAGCAGUCUUUGAGCUCAGCUUUAGAUCUAGCCAAUGCAAUGGUGCAAAGACUUCACAAUUGUGGCUCCUUAGAUAUCCAAGACUCCAUUUAUUGCUUUCACCGCUUUUUUGUGCAGCUUUGUAAAGAGUCUGGCAGCUCGAUUGAAGAUUUAAGGCUUGCUUCUUCAUUAACCAUUUACCUCAUAAACAUAAUAUGAUGAUGAAUGGUUUUGAGGCAGUAGUAUCUUGCGAACCUGUGAUGAGGAUCCUAAGAAACAGAACCGCAUUUUUUGGGCCUAAUCAAAUGGGUAAUUAAUCGCGACUUCUUUUUAUCAGAAGCACUCAAGUUAGUGGGCGCCCGAAAUGGAGCUGUGUGAAUUACCUGCUCAAGAUGCUAUUGUGGUCUGCCCCGAAUCGCGGAAGCGGUUGGGAAUUUUUUCCGGGAUGACCUGAAAAAAAUGGAAGGCAAGCUAAUCAACUUAUCGGCGGCCCUCGAUCCCUAAGCGGGGCUAACCAGCCAGGAGUAGGAGACAGGAUAUGGCAUAAUAAGGACUAAGGGAAUGAAUUGGAAAUGGUUGUGCUCAGCUAUGGUCUGCAGACCAACAGAGCAUUCACUCCGAGAUAUCAGGGUUUUGGCUUGAACUCAGAGAUACCAGAGGUGGAAGUCCACUCAAUUCACUUGGGCCACCACACAGCUCCUAAAGGAGCUGUGCAGAAGUCGCUCGUGGAAUGGGGAACUUAAAUAUUAGCGUCUAACUAUCCAUUUACCUCAGCAGAUAUUCCCCAAAAACCCACGAUUUGGAAUGAAAGCAAUGCUUUUUAGACUGCAUGGACAAUAAGGCUAACAUCGACGUCGCUUUAAUAGGGAUUGACUGCAUUUUAAAGCUUAUUAAAGUAGAAGAAAACUCGUACAUACAAGGAAUCGAAAGCGAAAGAAAUGAAAAUCUAUGUGAAAGUGUCAUGAAAAGGCUGUGAAAGCUUCUUGAUAAGCCAGAUUAUAAAUCAAAAGCAGUAGAAUUAAUUUUAAUGCUUUACCAAGCUGAUAGAAGUAUUUUUUAUAAUACAAUAUCAAGAAAAUUAUUAGGAAAUAGCAGGGACGAUGAGAGUUUUAGCACCUUGGACACAAGCCGGUGCUUUAAAGAAGCAGAGGAUUGGAGCAAUUCUCAAGAAAAAGUGGUAAAAAAACUUGUCAAAAAUAUCAAUAGGUUCACUGUAUUUUGGAAUACAGCAAGCAGUGUGUCGUCUGGUGCCCUCGUAGAGCUUCUUUAUAAUGGUGACGGAAUUUUCUAUAUGCUUGACCAUCUGGAUCACCAUUCUCCAGAAAUCAGAGACAACGUCAGGAAAUGGCUAAUUGACUCCCUUUCCCAGUUUUCUUGUGUUUUGGACCCUAUUUUUGUGAUCCUUAUGCAACCAGACUCCUUAAGACGAAAACAAAAUGGCUUUUACGUGAUUGAUAAAUACGAUGACGCAAGGAUUCUUGACGCAUUUAAAAAGCUCAGAAGGCUCAUAAGAAAUGGUGGAGAAAUAAUUUUUACGAAAACAGAAUCAUUAUUACUCACCCCUAGAAUUGAAGAACUGCUUAUUCAAGGAGAAAAAGCUGCAGAACCUUAUGAAGAUGAACCGAAAACUUAUUUAGAAUUAAUGGUAGAAGUUGCUUUAAGGUUCAUUAUGACUGAUACUUUUUCAGAUGAAGAUUUCGUCAUUAGAAACCAAACAGUCCAAGCUGCUGCCUGCGAAUUUUUGGAUUUAAUUUUAUCACAAAAGAACACUGAUCUUGCAUAUAGAGCAGUUUAUAGAAUUCUGGCCUGCAUCAAUAAAAGUAUUGAUAAAGAUGACUGUGUCAUGCAAUUAUUAUUGCUUAAUGUCAUACAAGUAAUUUUCUUUAGCUGCAAGCUGGAAACGAAUUAUAAAGAAUGCAUUGAUUUGUUAAGGUCAAAACAGUUUGGAGAGGUAUAUCUCAAAGCACUCCACACUAAUGAUUCAUAUGUAAGAAGUCAUUGGAUUUCUUUUAUUACGAAUUCUCUGCCUAUUUUUACAAGAAUUGAUAAUGAAAAAAUGAUGGAAUAUAGGCGAUUUCUUUUUCUCAGCUUUUUUUAUAGAGUUUUCUUGAAAUUUAACUUGUUUUCCUAAUAAGGAAACAUUUUUGGUGCAAGUUUUACUAUAAAAAAUGCAUAGCAAAUAGCCUGAAUCAUGGAAUAUAUAGAAGUUCUAAUAGAAAAUUUCUGCAAAGAAAUCCAAAAAGCUGAAGACUCCGCUGCACUAUUUGAUGGUCUGCAAGCCAUUCUGCAUCACUCUUUAGAUAUAAAUAAGCAAAGCAGAGCUGAUCCAAAUAUUUUAAUCCACAAUUACCCAGAGCUUCAAAGGCCUAUCCCUCAAGCCAAAACUUCCUUUUUAGACGGAGUGAAAAAAAUAUUCAGAAGCUCUGAAGAGCAAGUCCAAGUAAAUCCAUAUUUCAAUAUUUUCAAAAAUUUCGAAAUGGUGCUGAACACCUGCAUAAAAUGUAUAUCUGAGACCAAUAAUAACCAAACAGGCUACAUCUUAGGCUGCCCCUCCUCUGAAAUGAGUGAAGGGUCUACAAUAGGAAAUAACCACAUUUUAGACUUACUUAACCCUGUUAUGGCUAAAUUUCCAGCAGAAUUAAUGAUUGCAGCUAUGGAUAUAUGGAUGAAAAGGACUAUAAUGACUGACGAUUUAGUCCAAGAAAUGGACUCCGAUUUAUUGAAGCUUAUGAGUAUCAUUAUUUCUCUAGACACUUCUCCUGCCAUUGUUAUGAGAGCAUUAAAUCAAUUUACCUCAGACCUUAACUUAGCCCAAUACAAGAGAAAAAAUGACGUCAGCUCGACCUAUAAAGAAGCAGCAGUCGCCCAUUUUGCAUAUUGCCUUUAUGGAUUUUACCCUAAAAACAAGCUUGAUAUGGACUCUGACGAUAAACGUGAAUUCUGGGGAGAAGCUGUAAAGCUUACCAAAGAGCUUGACCAGUCUCCUUUCCCAGUGGUCCAUAUAUGGAUUAUUGAGCUUUUUGCGUUACUUGUAAGAAGAGUCAAAAUUGAGGACGCUUUAGCAGAUAAAAACAUAAGAAAACUAAUUCAAGAAUAUUUCCAAAAACUCAUGAACACAGUCACUUCUAUGGCUUUAUCAGUUGAAGGCAAAGAAAUCAAGCACCCUUUCCCUCCUUCUAUUUAUUUUUUUAUCAAAAAUCCUGAUAAAAGGACAACAGUCAGCUUAAAACUGGUAGCUUUACAAGUACUGAAAUCAGCUGCUUAUAAUGUAGUCAAGCAGAUUUGGCAAAAAGAAGGCCCAGAUAAAGUGACUGCAGUUAUACAGUCCCCUGCAAGCCAAUUUUUCCAAGCUUUAACAGGCCGCCAAGCUCAUGAGCACGCUGAAACAGUAGCUGAGCUUGUAAGCUCCCUUCUGGUAUCAGGUGGUUUACAGCUUGCCAGAGUCCUCCGAAAAGACAUUAUUGACUUUUUCACGUCUCCUGAAUUUUUCGACUCUAUGAAUGGCCGAGAACUCUGCCUCAGAAAUUGGUCACAAAUUAUCAAUAAUGUCUGCAAUUUCUGUUACCCUGACAAAAAUGUACUAAUAAAUGAACUUUUAGGAAAAACCCAAAAUACAGUAUUCAGCAAUAUCACAAAUGUCCAGAAAAUAAGGAUACUAAAGUGUAUAAGCUAUUUAAUUUAUAGUGGAGAAAUUGAUGAUUAUCAAGCUUGCAUGCAGCUGAUAGUAGAAAAACUGAUAGAGUUUAUAAGGGUGGAUGAAUCAUUGAUACCUGGGGGUAUUUUUUGUGGUGUCAUAAAAAAUGAGGCAAAUUAUAGUGAUUUUUAUAUUUAAAAUUCAAAAAUUAUUUGUAAUUGGCUUUUUCAUGACUACCCUAUUUUUAGGGAUAAGAGUCCUUAUGCUAAAAUUGUCUCCUCCAGCAAUUUCAGAAAUUUGGCCAAGACUUUGGCCUCAUGUUCUAUCAGAAUUAAUGCAAAUUGUAGAGAAAAAUGAAAAUUUGACAAACUGUAUGGCUGCACUGAAGUUUUUAGACUUGAUUUCUACAAUAAAUAAUGAGGAGUUUCAUAUGUAUCAGUGGAUAUUUUUCUUGGAUGCUUUUACUGAUGUAGAUGACCGUGAGGAAAAUAAAACCAACGAGUUUGAUCCAUUAGUGCCAAGGUGUUUUGGGAAACCUGAAAAUUUCGAUAGGUUUGAGGAUAAGUUUGAGAGCCUUGGGAGGGUUGAGAAAAGGAAAUUAGUGGUAGACGUACAGGAGGUUAAGUCUCAGAAUGAGCUGAAAUCGAAAGCAAUUAGACUUUCUGAAGAAAUUUUAAGGUUAAGUGAGGUGAGGUGUGAGCCUGAUAUGGAGAAUAUAAGGAGUUUAUUGGAAAGAGACUUUUUAUCACCAACAUUUUAG
This is a messenger RNA of Blepharisma stoltei, 6066 nucleotides long. Lineage: Eukaryota; Ciliophora; Heterotrichea; Heterotrichida; Blepharismidae. The record is from the annotation of a GenBank genome assembly.